Molecule: messenger RNA, 1588 nt
Organism: Cryptotermes secundus
Lineage: Eukaryota; Metazoa; Arthropoda; Insecta; Blattodea; Kalotermitidae
Product: short/branched chain specific acyl-CoA dehydrogenase, mitochondrial
Exons: 9
Coding region: 103-1386 (427 amino acids)
Cellular component (GO): mitochondrion
Molecular function (GO): flavin adenine dinucleotide binding; acyl-CoA dehydrogenase activity
Source: RefSeq, a predicted model, not a curated record
GGUGUUUAGUUAGCACAUUUAUUUAAAGUAUAGUCCGGCAAAAUUCCGUAAUAGUCUAGGCUGUCUAGGCACAUCUGUGGAAAGUGUUUGGUAGCCAGAAAUAUGCUGAGUAUAAGAAAUAUAUUUAAAUUGGUUCAGAAGGGGAUUGGGCAUGUUAAAGGAAACAAUUUGCAUCUUAGUAACACAUUAUUAUGUCAGCAGCGCACCUUGUCACAUGCUGCUCCAGGAAGUCCAGCUUCAUUGUAUUUCUUCACAGAGGAAGAAAAGAUGAUGAAGGAAACUGUUUCAAGAUUAGCAGAAGAGAAAAUUUCACCACUUGUGAAAAAAAUGGAACAGGACUCAAAGUUUGAUUCUAGCGUAGUAGAUGCACUUUUUAAAAAUGGGUUAAUGGGCAUUGAUGUUGAAACAGAGUAUGGAGGUUCAGGGCUGUCUUUCUUUGCAUCAGUAUUAGCAGUGGAAGAGGUAGCCAAAGUGGAUCCAUCUCUCAGUAUCUUUGUGCAUAUUCAAAACACUUUGGUGAAUGCCCUGAUAAGUAAAAUUGGCACUCUGGAACAAAAAAAGAAGUAUCUACCCUUAUUAACUCAGAGUGUGGCUGGAAGUUUCUGCUUGUCUGAAUCUUACUCUGGAACAGAUGCCUUUUCUCUGAAGACAGUUGCAAAGAAGGAAGGAAAUGAAUAUAUUAUAAAUGGUUCAAAAAUGUGGAUAUCAAAUUCAGACAUUGCCGAAGUGUUUAUUGUCAUGGCUAAUGCAAAUCCAUCUGCUGGUUACAAAGGAAUUACCUGUUUCAUCGUUGAAAGAAAUAGUCCUGGAUUAAAUAUAGGCAAGAAAGAAGAUAAACUUGGGUUGAGAGCUUCUGGGACUUGCAUGAUUCAGUUUGAUAAUGUGAGGGUACCAGAAAAUAACAUUCUUGGAGAACUUGGCAAAGGCUACAAAUAUGCAGCAGGAUUUUUGAAUGGUAGCCGCAUUGGUAUAGGAGCACAGAUGGUUGGCAUAGCUCAGGGUUGCUUUGAUGCCACCAUUCCAUACACAUUAGAAAGAAAACAGUUUGGAAAGAAAAUAUUUUCGUUCCAGGCAAUGCAACACCAAAUUGCCCGUGUGGCUACAGAAAUUGAAUGUGCUCGUCUCUUGGUGUAUAAUGCAGCUCGUCUGCUUGAAGCAGGGCAGCCAUUCAUCAAACAGGCUUCAAUGGCAAAGUAUUAUGCAUCUGAAGUGGCAGCUACUACAACAGCUAAAUGUAUUGACUGGAUGGGUGGUGUUGGAUUCACAAAAGACUUCCCUCAGGAAAAGUUCUAUAGGGACUGCAAGGUAGGCACUAUUUAUGAAGGAACGAGUAACAUACAGCUCAAUACAAUUGCAAAAUACAUUGAACAAGACUACACUGUAUGAUGAUAAAGUAUUCUCACACACUCCCCCAAGUCUAUAACAAAAGGCAUGCAUGAUAUUAUUUUAGGACAAAAUCAGGAUCAGUGGUAUAUGCAAAUUGGAGAAUUAUGUGCAAUAAUUUACAGAGAACUGAAGUGUCAAUAUUUGUUAUAUUCUUUUAAUGUAAAGUAAUAAGAAAAUUAUAUUUUAUAUGCAUUUACAAAGA